Messenger RNA from Etheostoma spectabile (orangethroat darter), 1101 nucleotides. RefSeq names its product adenosine receptor B1a (gene adorb1a). Gene Ontology annotation, biological process: G protein-coupled adenosine receptor signaling pathway. Bases 1 to 1101 code for a protein of 366 amino acids. Lineage: Eukaryota; Metazoa; Chordata; Actinopteri; Perciformes; Percidae. Gene Ontology annotation, cellular component: plasma membrane. The record is from RefSeq and is a predicted model, not a curated record. Gene Ontology annotation, molecular function: G protein-coupled adenosine receptor activity. The transcript has a single exon.
AUGGAGGACACCACUGCACUGUUGACCCUCUACACUUCUCCUUUCCUGCAGCCUUUACAAGACUACUCAACUUCUUCCUCCUCCAAUACCACCUCCUCUCUUCCUUCACCCCCGCCUGCUGACCUGGUGAUUUCCCCUAAUGUGGCGUACAUGGCAGCCGAACUCGUCAUUGCCUUUCUCUCGACAACCGGCAAUAUCCUGGUCUGUGCUGCCGUGGGCCUCAACCGCAAAUUACAUACGGUCACCAACUACUUCCUGGUCUCGCUCGCAGUCGCUGACAUCUGUGUAGGCGUGAUUGCCAUCCCCUGUGCCAUCCUGACGGACAUUGGUUUACCACGUCACAACCUCUACCUGUGUCUGCUCAUGCUGAGUGUUUUAAUAAUGUUCACCCAGAGCUCCAUCUUUAGCCUGCUGGCAGUGGCUGUGGAGCGAUACGUGGCCAUCUUCAUGCCAUUCCGCUACCAGGUCCUGAUGACGCCUCGCAACGCCGUGCUCGUGAUCCUGACCACGUGGCUGCUGGCCUUUAUCAUUGGGCUUGUGCCUCUGAUGGGCUGGCAUAAGACACCACCUGAAUUAGGCAACUGUUUCUUUGUCUUGGUGGUGGACAUGACCUACAUGGUCUAUUUCAACUUCUUUGUCUGUGUGCUGACACCCUUAGUGAUCAUGUUCCUCAUCUAUGCCCAAAUUUUUGUCACGGUCAAGCGGCAGGUAAGGCGCAUCGCAUCCGAGCAAAGUGGCAGAGGGGAGCAACAGAUGAGAGCUGCAGUGAGCAUGCGCAGAGAGAUGAAGACGGCCACUUCACUUUUUCUGGUUCUGUUCCUCUUCACAAUCUGCUGGAUCCCGCUCCACAUCCUCAACUGCUUCCUGCUGCUCUGCCCACACUGCCCUGUGCCGCUGGAGCUGCUGCUCACUGCCAUCAUCCUGUCACAUGCCAACUCUGCUGUCAACCCCUUCCUGUAUGCAUACACGAUGACAGCUUUCAGGGACACCUUUAAGGCAAUUUUCAUGUGCUGCAGGACGCUGGGAGACAGAGAGGCUUCAAAUGCAGCCAGCGGGGAUGAUAGAGAGGGGGCGGCUGUUCGAAACGCGCACCAGAGCUAA